GCGUGAUGGGAAAUAACAGUCAGCCCAUUUUUGUACUUCCGGUUUGAGUAGAAAAUCGCGAAUGUUGUUGGAACAUUUGGCCUUGUUUUGCGCCGUUUCUUGACGCCAAGCGAUGCCGAUCACCGCCGAACAGAUCCGGGAGCAGUUCCCGCUCCACUGGCUCGUCUGGCACAACAAGUUUCACGAACUGCUCGAAGAGCUGCGGGAAAAUCAGCAUGACCUUGAGCGGAUGGACCCACGAGGUCGUACGGCGCUGCACCUGGCCGUGACCUUGGGUCACCUGGAGAGUACGCGAGCCUUACUGAGCCACGGCGCUCUCAUCAGCACGGAGAACGCUUGUGGAUGGACAGUGUUACAGGAGGCAGUGAGCACAGGGAACCCAGAGCUGGUGCAGCUGACCCUGAAGCACAGGGACUUCCAGCGAGCCUCUCUCAGGAUAGACGGGGUGCCCGAACUCUUGGCUAAACUACGAUCGACUCCUGACUUUUAUGUUGAAAUGAAAUGGGAGUUCACAAGUUGGGUCCCUCUAGUGUCCCGCAUGUGUCCUAGUGACACCUACAAGCUGUGGAAGAAAGGCAGCUAUGUCCGUGUGGACACCACCCUGCUGGGGUUUGACCAGAUGUCCUGGCAGCGGGGCAGUAGGAGCUACAUCUUUAAGGGAGAAGUUGACUCUGCCACGCUGAUGGAGGUGGACCAUGACCGCCAUCUUGUCUUCGUGGAAAGUCUACAAAUGAACGGUCCCCAGCUUAGCCCGGACGCCAUGACGCCCACCGACGACAUCGUCUGCGCCCGCAUGGGUCAGCCGAUCGUCACGGUUCACAUGGAGACCAAGAACAUCGCGUUUGAGAGAACCAAGUCUGGGAUAUGGGGGUGGAGGAGUGAUAAGAGUGAAACUGUCAAUGGCUAUGACGCAAAGGUAUUUGGUGCACACAAUGUAGAAGUGGUCACCAGAACCAGAACUGAGCACCUGACUGAGGAAGAAAAGGAGAGAACUAGAGAAGCAAACAAGACACCUUUCCAGUCUUUCCUUGGCAUAGUGGAGGAACAUGAAGAGAAUUUGAAGGGUGCAGAAGGGAAUGAAACUCUUGUUUUCUCCAACCCAACCAACCCAACUAACAUCAUGGCGGAGGAGUAUUUUGACCAGGAGUUUGACCUUGGAGAGAGGGACAUCGGCAGGCCCAUAGAACAGACCACAAAAACACAGAAGUUUAAGGCUACCCUGUGGCUGUGUGACCAGUUCCCCCUGACUCUGCAGGACCAGUUACUGCCCAUUAUUGACCUGAUGGCCCGCAGUAACGCACACUUCGCUCGCCUCAAGGACUUCAUCACGCUACAGCUCCCAUCUGGCUUCCCUGUCAAAAUAGAAAUUCCACUGUUCCACGUGCUGAAUGCUCGCAUCACAUUCGGGAACCUGAACGGGACGGAUGAAGAAGUGGACGGGGUGGCGGCCAUCAAAGUGGAGUCCCCUACUGAGGAGGAAGUGGAAUCACCCACUGAGGAGGAGACACUGCUGGCUGCCACUCCAGGAGCUACCAAGAUGGUCUGUGACAUUGACCCCAUGACCUUCGAGGCUCCUCUUGGUUAUAACCAAGUCCAGGCCUCGGGUCGCAGGGAACGCAGGCGUCACCAUGACGAGGACGACGCCCUGCUGCAGUUUGCCAUCCAGCAGAGCCUGUUAGAGGCUAACGGCGCCGUGGUGGGUGAUCAGAUGACCAUGCUGGAAGCUCUUGGAGCUACAACUCCAGAAGAGUAUGAAAAUGAACAACUUCAGAGGGCUAUCCAAGAGAGUUUGAUGUUGGCUCAGGGUGAGUCCAUUCCAGAAGCAGCAGCGGGGGAGUCCUGCCCUGCCCCAGUGGUCCAGCCCGUUGCCGAGGCCCCACCCAACGACAUGGACGCACAGCUCAGACUGGCGCUGGAGAUGUCAGCCAAGGAGCAGGCAGAAGCAGAUAGACGAAGAAAGGAAGAGGAAGAAGAACUAGAAAGGAUUCUCCAGUUGUCCCUCACAGACAAAUGAUGGUACAGUCCCACCUUGCAGGCAACCCUCAACACCCCCGCUUAUCAAAUGUGCUGGUCUGAGGUCAGAUGACCCUCGACCCUUUAGUGCUGUUUUGCAUAUUAUAAACUACACGUACCAUGAUGCAGUAACCAAUGCCAAACUUUAGAUAAGUUGCUUAUACUAUAAACUUAAUGCAUUGUUUGCUGACUAAACUCUUUAGGAAAUGUUGAUUUAUCGUUACAAAACGCAAAAAGAACUUCUUAUUUUUUAGUUCUUUGAGAAAAGGGAGUUUAAUUGGAAGACCUUGUUUUAGCCAGCAAGGUCGUGAUAUAUUAUUAUUCUGGAGUCAUGGUGAAGGCUAUUCCAUUGCUAUUCUGGGGGUGAUGUUAGAAAAUUGUCUUGAGAUUUGCCUCCCCUUGCCAGGGGAAAAAAGGGUUUCAUUCACAAUGAAGGCAACCUGAUUAAUUGCUUACUCAAAACCACAAGCUUUAGGAUUUGUAGUACACACAUUGUUUUUCUGUGAUUUUGUAUGAUUUAUAUCGUGUGUUAUUCUGAUUUUCUAUUUUAGAAUGCAGUAAGUAUUAUUUGUUGUGUUCUGUCACCUGAACAGGAUUUUCAUAUGAGACAAACAGUUGUUGGGUGGCACAAGUUUAACAAGGAAUAAAACUGGUGCAAGGAAGAUGAUAAAUAGAGUGCGGAAAAUAUUAGCAAGCAACAAGAACAACCAAAAAUAAUGAAAAAUGAGUAUCUGUUUUGCUCAGAUAUGCCCCCGUACUAAAUCAUAAUCCAUACCUGAAAUGGCCUAUGAUAUACUAUUAAGACUUUUGUAAAUAUAAGAUUUUUUAAUGUUAUGUUGAGUUCAUCUUCAAAGCUAUGUUGUCUUGUUGCCAAAUCAAAAUGAAAAUAAUGUUUCUUGUGCAAUGUGAUUUUUAUUGAGGCAAACGUAAACUAUUUGCUGUGACCAUAAAGGUUUACAGAAAAGUUGCAUUGAAUUGAUUUUUGUAGGACUGAUUCUGAUUCAGAGGCUGCCUUUUUUUGACAUUUGUGGAAAAUGAGCUCUUGGUUUCAUCCCUUAGCAAAAGAGCUUGAAACACCAUGCAUGCAUUCUAAAUUUGGCAUUUGUUUGGACAAAAUUUUUCAAAUUUGAGAUCCUAAAACACCUGUACACAUAUGACCAGCUAAAACCUGUAGCUAGUCAGAAAACUAAAGAUUGCACAAUGAUUGUGAGAAUGCUGUUUACUUGAAUUAUGUUUGUAUUAUCAUUUGCUUGUUUACAAUGUGCAAGAUGUCAUAUUCACCAUGUAUAUGUAAAAAUCACCAGGUGCUAAUGGAUGACAGUUGAUAGUUGCAGGGCUACAGUGUACAUGUACAUGCAGGACUAUUGCUUAUACAUGUAAUAGAUGGGCUCUUUUUGUCUUGGAAGACAGUCUACGGCUUUCUAUGCUUCUCAUGGUUUCUGUUAGUCACUGAGCAUUUUUGCUGCCACAGUUCUUGCUGUACAGUGCCUCUCAUGACUAGUACAGCCAAUAUGAAAUGUUAUGAUUUUAAUUCACCACUGUUCAUAAACAUUAACAAAAGCAACUUUUCCUUUGUGAGAUCAGUGAUAUUCCUCUAAAAAUCUUCCAUGUAAGAGAAAAAAGACAAGCGCCAUGACUGAAAUGUUAGAACUGUAACCUCUAUGUGAUAGGAAGGGAGUGUUCUGAAUGAUGUAGCAGUGUAGACCUUUGCUUUAUAAUAUGUACUGUUCUAAUACUGUUCAAGUACUGUUAUGAUACGAAGGAAAGAGCAUGAAACAAUAGUAUACCUCCUCAUGUAAUGCCUAGUAAGUUGUACAUAUUUAAAAUGGUGUCCAAGGUGGUAAUUGGGUAAAGGGACACAAAAGGGUAGGACAGCAGCAAUGCUAUGUAAUAUACUAGCAGUUUAGCAUGUGUCCUAUAGUUGUAUCAGUAUCUCUAUACCUACAACAGUCAAUUACUGCUAUGUUUUAUAGAUCACCAAAAACAUCAUGUAUUAUUGCAUGUGCUUCAGCUUUUUAUAAAAAUAACAUCAUAUGCUAAUUUAUAAUGUAUCCAGUUUUACAAAGGGAAUGAUAAGAAUGGUAUAAGAUUGAUAUUAUCUUGUGCAUUUCAGUGAAAAAUGUUGUUACACAACCAAAGUCUGUCAUUGGAUGUUGGCAACACACUGUUGGGUCCUGUUGCAUCAUGGGAAUACCAACUGUGUACAGUUGCAUGAUGGGAAUACCUACAGAAUGUCAUGAACUGUGAUAUGCUAUACUGUCAUAUUUGAUACAUGUAUGCAUGUUGUUGGCUUUAGAUUUCUUCCACUAUAAUACAGUGUCUAUACAAUAUGGAAAAAAUGGUUCUGAAAAAUUGCCUCUAGUCACAGUGAAAUGAUACAUAACAAUUUCAGUUGGAAUUAUUUCAAUGCUAAAUGUAUAUUUUGUAUAUUCUCUCCACAAAUUAUAUGUAUUAUGUACUCCAAAACUUUGUUAUUAUCACUAAGUCUUGUUGCUGUUUCUGUCACUCUCAUUAAUGUUAAUUAUAGAAUGAGUCUAUGGGAAAGACUAGAGGAGAAGAGGCUUAUAUUAUGUUUCCACCUACUUAAAAGUGCAAUAACAUAUCUGUUUAAAAGUUGUAAUUAUGUAUAUCUGUAUGUAUUUAAGUGUCUUAGUUGAUGGUUAUAUCUUUAUUCUCACAGUGUUUAAGGGCUGAAGAAGAAGCUUGCCUCCAAACUAUGCUAUUUACCAUGUCACUUCACACUGCAAAGUAAGCUUGAAGUUAUGUAUACUAGGAAGUAUUAUUAGGAGUAGCAUGCUGUACUGACCAGUGCAUCUAUUAUGAGCAACCACUGUCAAAAUGUAGCUGUAAAUAAAUGAAAAGAA
Molecule: messenger RNA, 4877 nt
Organism: Branchiostoma belcheri (Belcher's lancelet)
Lineage: Eukaryota; Metazoa; Chordata; Leptocardii; Amphioxiformes; Branchiostomatidae
Product: ankyrin repeat domain-containing protein 13D-like
Exons: 15
Coding region: 113-2014 (633 amino acids)
Cellular component (GO): cytoplasm
Molecular function (GO): protein binding
Source: RefSeq, a predicted model, not a curated record